CAUUAUCUUAUCAAGUCUGGGGCCGUUGGCCGAGGUCAUUUUUCCUGCCCGUCUGAGUGAAGUUAUACGAGAGGCGGAAAGGGAGCGCGAGCUAAGAGAGAUGGCAUGGAGGGGGCAUCUAUCUCGGAAUCUGAAGGAGCUUCGGAUCCUGUUCUGCCAAAGUUCGCUUGCAAGUGCUACUACCAGAGAGUUUGUUCAAAGGAAUUACAAGGACUUGAAGACACUGAACCCCAAGUUCCCAAUCUUGAUUCGUGAAUGCAGCGGUGUCCAGCCUCAGCUCUGGGUCAGAUUCGACAAUGGAGUAGAAAGAGGUUUCCACUUGGAAGGCCUAUCAGAAACACAGAUUGUGAAGGCACUUGAGGACCUCGUCAAAGUUGGAGCAGCCCUUAAAGCCUGAUGCCGCUGCUUCUUUGUUUCCUCUUAAUUGAAUAAAUAAUGUAUUCUUGGAACUUUGAUAGAACCACUUUCUGAUUUGUUGCCUAUUUGACUAUGUUUUUUAGCAGGACCAUUUCCAGGAAAUGCUUAUUUAUUUCAGAAACCUCAUAAAUUGAUGCGUAAAUUACAGACAACCACCCCAUAUUUAGGUGGUGGUAAUAGUUA
This is a messenger RNA of Nelumbo nucifera (sacred lotus), 600 nucleotides long. Its product is annotated as NADH-ubiquinone oxidoreductase B8 subunit. Lineage: Eukaryota; Viridiplantae; Streptophyta; Magnoliopsida; Proteales; Nelumbonaceae. Gene Ontology annotation, cellular component: respiratory chain complex I. The record is from RefSeq and is a predicted model, not a curated record.